Trichoderma asperellum CBS 433.97 is the source of this 2185-nucleotide messenger RNA. RefSeq lists its product as uncharacterized. NCBI's taxonomy places the organism in Eukaryota, Fungi, Ascomycota, Sordariomycetes, Hypocreales, Hypocreaceae. The record is from RefSeq and is a predicted model, not a curated record.
GAAGCCGAUGCAGCUCCUUCAUCAAUCCCACGACGCUGGUUCACCGACACACGCAGUUUUUCUUUUUGUCAGACAAACGACUGCUUUUUUUUUCUUUUCUUUUUUUUUUCUCUUCUGUCUCUUGUUUUGUAUAUGCCACGCAGGCUGAGACACUCGAUUUUGCGCCACAGACUCGGAAACGCUUAAAACAAACAAACACCAAGCGAGAGAAGCAAGAUGGCUCUGCAUAUGAAGUCGGGCGGCAUUGGCGCUGCCGCGUUUCAGGGACAACAGCAGCAGGAUCGGGCUCUAUCACGAGACAAAGCUCCGCCAAAACGUGCAUCCACCGCAAAGCCGCUCCAGUUCGUCACCGUCACCUCCACCAAGCAAAAGAACCGCAAGGAUGUCUCCAAGGUCGUCCGCACCCAGGCCAUGCGCGACUAUUUCUGGAAGCAGCGCAACCCCGACAGCUCUGAAGCCGCCGCCAGCGAUCUGCCCAUGGACCCGUCGCAGUACAAGGGCCGCUUCCGCCUCAACUCGCCGCCCAACGCCGCAAAGGCAAAGGCCAAGGCCGCGGCCAAGAAGGAUAAGACGCGCGCAAAAAAGGCCAACCAGGUCGCCAGAGUGCAAAAGGGGCGCAUCGGCGCGGCGAGAGACCGAGGGCCGCUGCUCGACAUUCGCUUCUACCUCACCGACGGCCUCUUGGAGAAGAUCCCCCCGAGCAUGCUGGGCGCGACGCUGGAUCCCUUUGACUCGUUCAACCUGGAUAUGAAGCCCGAGGCCUUGAAGCUCAUCUGGUACUAUAAGCAAAGUUACGUCAAAGAAUUCCUCGAGCUCAACGUCGGCGGUGGCUAUACCCUGUUUGAUGCCAGGGAAAACUGCGCUCUCUUUCACGCCAUCUUGUAUCUGGUGGCCCUCGACUACGUUCUCCGUCGCGGCUUCGAAGAUGACUUGGGGUGCCUGUACCACUCAUCAGAGGCUUUCCGCCUCAUCAACAACCAGAUUCGGAGUGGCAAGAUUGAAGACUCGACAAUUGCCGCUGUGGCAAUGAUUUCCACCAAGGAGAACCUUGCCGGCAUGUUUGACAUUUCAUAUAUCCACAUGCAGGGCCUCAAAGACAUGGUUCAAAAGCGUGGUGGCAUAGACAGCAUCAGGGGCAUACACCGAGGAGUAGUUCUGUGGGCCGAUUUCUUCAAUUCAACAGUCUUCAACUGCGCGCCGCAGUUUCCCACAAACUUCUCCCCCGUCAUCGAAGAACCACCGAUUACACCCCCUGAAUCUAAUCCUCUAAGCUCGCCUUUAGAAACCAUUCUCAACGAUGAACUUCCGGUCCUCUUAAUCAUCCAGUCACUCCGCGAUGUGUCUGAGGAGAAAGAAAAUUACCGCUCCAUUACCCAAAACAACAAGGAAAUAAACAACCGAAUUUAUGAUAUUGAAUACAAGCUUCAUUGCUUGCAGAGAAAUAAUCACGAACACGGCACUAGCUGUGGAAAGAUGAUUCCAUUUUGUGUCGCGCUAAACAUCUAUCUCUACCUAGCAAUACGAGAGCUUCCUGUCAGAUCCAAGUUGAUGAUGAUGUUGAUAGAUCGCCUGCAAGAGACUUUCAAUACGGAGCCUAUGCAGUGGUGGAUCUCCAAUCAGCAGCAAAAGAACCGGAUAUUGUGGAUGUUAUUCAUCGGAUAUGCCGCUGGCGUGGACACUUACAAAGAUGCAUGGUUUUUUAUAACUAUAAAAACCAUGUGCAAAAACUACAAGAUUCACGACAUGGACCAGCUCAAACAAAACUUGAAGGAUGUCCUAUGGCUGGACUCUUGGUGUGAUCAGUACUUUGACAAGUUGAAAGUCGCCUUGGAAGCUCCAAAAGUCGAACCAUAGACUGGUAAGUUGAGGCCAUCAACUUCUGAAUCUCUAGUAUCAUGACGGGAGUUUUGCCUUUUGUGCUCUUUCUUUCUGCUCUUUCUUCUUCUCUUUUUACACUAGAGUAUUUGUUUGUCUGUCUAUUAGCAGUGCGUUCAGGCUGAUGAUUUGUGUAAGCAUGGGUUGACAAUUUUUUGGGCAUAGCGCUUGUACUACAUUUCCAAGUUUGUAUUUCACAUUUAUCGCUGAUAACACAGAUUGAAUGUACUAUACUAUCCGUUCCGUCUCUAUUUUCUUGAUACCCAGCCACUAUUCUGAUGAAGAAAGGAUACCGUUGUUGUAGGCUUCG